AUGCUACUUUUGCCAUUCCCACAGAGAUUUCAAAAAGCAAAGUUAGAUAAACAAUUUGAAAAGUUUUUGGAGGUAUUGAAGUCUUUGCAUGUGACUAUUCCUUUCACUAAUGCCAUAGCACAAAUGCUUUCAUAUGCCAAAAUUUUGAAGGAAAUCUUGUUUAAUAAGAAGAAGUUAGAAGAAUUUGAAACAUUAGCUCUUACAGAAGAAAGCAAUGCUAUCUUACAAAAUAAGCUUCCACCUAAGUUGAAAGAUCCUGGAAAAUUUUUCACACCAGUGGAUUUUGUAGGAUUAGAUAUGGAGGAGGAAGUACAUAUUCUUAUUAUCCUUGGUAGACCUUUCCUGGCUACUGUUGGAGCUAUGAUUGAUGUAAAGAAUGGAAGGCUUACAUUAGAAGUUGGGAAAGAAAAAGUUGAGUUUAAUUUGUUUUGA
Molecule: messenger RNA, 432 nt
Organism: Hevea brasiliensis (rubber tree)
Lineage: Eukaryota; Viridiplantae; Streptophyta; Magnoliopsida; Malpighiales; Euphorbiaceae
Exons: 2
Coding region: 1-432 (143 amino acids)
Source: RefSeq, a predicted model, not a curated record